AAGAACAUCGGUGAUUUUUCUUCGAAAAGGCCACCGAAGCGUCAAUUAAAUACACAAACAAACAAACAAACAACCUUGCGUGACGUAGCUCCGCCGCGCUUACGUACGACGUUGUCGUGCUGCCAUGGUAACGGGUGUAAACGGAGCAGCGCGCAGCCUGUGCGGUUCUAAAUCGUUGAACUGCUUUUACAUUUGCAAUGUCAGCCCAGCUAACAGGAGCAGACAUACUGCGAGUCUCUACGGUGCUGCAGGCCUGUGCUGACCAGCUGGCGGUGUUGGGCCACAUCAUGCCAGACACGUACAGGAGACGCCCAGAGGCUGAGAUGAGAGUGGAAGUAGACAUCGGUGUGGUCAUGGAGCAACAGAAGGCCGCUGAGCAUCACUUGAAGGCUGCCCGAGGUCAGGCAGAGACGGCUGACCUGUCGGAGGCUGUGCAAGAGCUGCACAGGUCACAGAGAGAACUAAACCGCACCCUGGAGGAAAGCCCUCUGUCCCAAGACAACCUGGCCAAGCUGCAGAGAGACAGGCAGUUUGUGGCCGAGGUGAUCAUGGACGUGCUGGCCGAGCUGCAGGAGAAAAGCACCUUUCACAGUCUGCUACAGGCAGCGGAGGAGGAGAAGAAAAGAAAGGCUCGUCUGCAGGACAUAAUCAUCAGGGAAGAGGAAGGUUGCCUCAGGACUAAAGCACUACAGAGACAACUGGCCGACAUCCAAAAAGAAAAAACACAAGAGCUUCAGAGGCGUGAGGAAUGGACGGCACACUUGAAGGAUCAGUUGCAGGAGCUGAAAGAAAGGACAAGCCUGAAAAAGAAGUAUGUGAAGAGCAGCGCUGAACUGUUGGUCUACGAGGGACGGAAACUUUACACUCAGAAGGAAAACGAGAUGGAGGACGAGAUAAGAUUGUUAAAGGAGAAGCUGGAUGAAGAGACGAGGGUUCACAUGGAGAUGGUUUCUUUCCUUAAAGACAAUCAAACAAGUUUGGGGGAAAAGCUGGAGUACUGGAUGGAGCGUUAUGAGAAGGAUACCGAGGACAAGCAGCAAGAACUUAAUACUUUAAAAAUCAACAAGACCAACAACCUGGCACAGUUACAGGACCUAGCUAAAAAGUACAGAGAGAGAGAGCAGGUCAUUAUUGAGGACCGACUGGAGAAAGAGAAUCUGCGCAAGCAGUUGGAGAAAGAUCUGCUGGAGAGGGAUGCAGCAACCAAGAUUCAGUCAUGGUGGAGGGGAAGUCUGGUUAGGAAAGGCCUUGGUGCCUACAAGAAGAGCAAGAAACCCAAAACUAAAGAGGGCAAAAAAGGAAAAGCAAAAGGAAAGAAGAAGUGAUGUGUAUUCUUAAAGCAAGUUAUUGUGGCUGUAAAGGAUUUCUCAAUGGAGCAAAAAAAAAACAAAAAACAAAAACAAACAAAAAAAAAAACUAAUAAAUAAAUAAAAAUCGCAACAUGGCCGAAAUGGGAACUUUAUUAAUCCAUUUUAUAAUAAAUCCAAAUGUCCAUACCAGAAAAUACUUUAAUAUUUACCUAACUUAAUAACAUGACAAACCUUUUCAUGGGGAAAAAAAUGCUUCUUUAAAAAAAAAAAAAAAAAAAAAA
This is a messenger RNA of Pygocentrus nattereri (red-bellied piranha), 1591 nucleotides long. RefSeq names its product IQ motif containing G (gene drc9). Lineage: Eukaryota; Metazoa; Chordata; Actinopteri; Characiformes; Serrasalmidae. Bases 198 to 1325 code for a protein of 375 amino acids. The record is from RefSeq and is a predicted model, not a curated record. Gene Ontology annotation, molecular function: protein binding. Gene Ontology annotation, biological process: cilium organization; sperm axoneme assembly. Gene Ontology annotation, cellular component: cytoplasm; sperm flagellum. The transcript has 9 exons.